This is a messenger RNA of Colletotrichum navitas, 1329 nucleotides long. RefSeq lists its product as uncharacterized. The record is from RefSeq and is a predicted model, not a curated record. NCBI's taxonomy places the organism in Eukaryota, Fungi, Ascomycota, Sordariomycetes, Glomerellales, Glomerellaceae. Bases 1 to 1329 code for a protein of 442 amino acids. Gene Ontology annotation, biological process: regulation of transcription by RNA polymerase II. Gene Ontology annotation, molecular function: RNA polymerase II cis-regulatory region sequence-specific DNA binding; DNA-binding transcription factor activity, RNA polymerase II-specific. The transcript is spliced from 2 exons.
AUGGCCAUGGAGACUUCUUCAAGCUUUACGGCUCGGAGACAAGCCACCCAGGCUUUGCCGCCUUUCCAUCUGCCGUCAUCCCAAGAUAUACCCAGUAUGAGUAGACACCUUCAUCAAUACCCUUUCAAUUAUCACAACCAGCCUCUUCAAUCACCGUCUACGUGGCAAGCUCCGGCAAUGAUCACGCCGUCGGCUCCGCCAUCCUCCUCUUCCGCCGCCUCAAAUACCCAACACUCUCCCAAUACCGCCAGCUCUGGUCUAACAUCGCCUUCAGGGGUACCAGGUGAAGGGUUAAGCCCGCUAUCUUCCGGUGUCAACACCGCGAGCUCGCAAAGUUCCUACUACCCGGCGAGCGUUCAAGGGUCAUGGCCGACUCCCUCCAAUUCGUACCAGCUCAGCUCUGGGAACCCGCAAUCCCUCAGCCAACCGCCACAGUACGCACCUCGGGGAAGCACCUAUGAGCAUCAGUCUCCAAUGUCCUAUUCUCGCACUUCGCAGUCUCCAGCGACGGGGGGCGAAGGUCUUCCUGCGCCGCCCUACGGACAGCAUCAGUCCUUCCAGUCGGGCUACUCUGCAGGAGGAACGGGCUCUGCUCCAGUUAGUUUGCCUUCCCAGGGCCCCCCAACGCCUCAGGCUGGGAUCCUCGGAUCCCAAGCCUCAGUCUCGACGCAGCCACCCACGCCCGGCGGCGUCCCUUCACACGUUGACACGUAUACGCAGUCCCGACCACCAGCGACCCCCGGCUACUACUCGACGUCUUCCGCUCCUCAGCAAUCGCCAUUCCCCAGCUUUCAGCACACGUCGCCCACAGCCCAUUCCCCGACGACUUCAGGCGGUCCCGGAAGGGGUCUUGCUUCUCUUCAACACCCUUCCGCCAUGGCCCCCCCUGGUUCCUACCGUUACUCGACAUAUCACGUACCGUCGAUGGGAGGGCCGAUCAUGUCGAACCUCACAUCACCCGGCCAUUCAAUGUCAAUUGUUUCUGGCAUGGGCGUCCCCGGCGGCUACGGAGCUCAUCACCUUGGGGCCUCAAUGUACGGCCAUGGCGGACAGCCGAAUCCUCAAGCAGAGCGACCUUUCAAGUGCGAUCAGUGCCCUCAAUCUUUCAACCGAAAUCACGACUUGAAGAGACACAAGCGCAUCCAUCUUGCUGUCAAGCCGUUUCCCUGUAACUUCUGCGACAAAAGCUUUUCCCGCAAGGACGCCCUGAAGCGACACCGGCUUGUCAAGGGCUGCGGUAACAAGGACGGGGAAAGUCAAAACGACAACGGCCGCCGCUCUCCGCAGGAACACUCUGACGACGGAACACCACCCCUCAGGCGAGAAUGA